Theobroma cacao (cacao) is the source of this 1662-nucleotide messenger RNA. NCBI's taxonomy places the organism in Eukaryota, Viridiplantae, Streptophyta, Magnoliopsida, Malvales, Malvaceae. The record is from RefSeq and is a predicted model, not a curated record.
GUCAGUUUUACUGAAGGAACCAAAGCCCCCAAGUCCUCAUUCUCUUUCUAUUUUCCCCGAAACAUCUGCACUCACGAAACGCCAUGGACAGAAAAGAAAAGCUUCACAUAGCAAUGUUCCCAUGGCUAGCUUAUGGUCACAUUAUGCCAUUUCUCGAGGUUUCCAAAUUCUUAGCUCAAAAGGGUCAUCGCAUAUCCUAUAUCUCCACCCCCAAAAACAUUAGUCGCCUCCCUAAACUCCCCGCACAUCUGUCCUCUAACAUAAGCUUUAUUGAGAUUUCUCUUCCUCAGGUUCAUGGCCUACCACCAGGAGUUGAGUCCACCGCUGAGAUACCGAUUCAGAAAGUUCCUUACCUUAAAAAGGCAUGUGACAAGCUCGAAGUCCCUUUGACUGAGUUCCUCAAAACCUCACAUGUCAACUGGAUAAUCCAUGACUUUAUGCCUCACUGGUUACCUGGAGUUGCUAUUCCGUUCGGCAUCAACUUAGUUUUCUUCAGCAUAUUCAAUGCUACGCUGCUUGCUUUCUUUGGCCCUCCAUCAGCUUUGAUUGGUGAUCAUCGCAAACGACCAGAAGACUUCACAGUUGUCCCUAAGUGGAUAGAUUAUCCUUGUAACAUAGCUUUUAAGCUCCAUGAGAUGGUGAGUCACCAAGAGUGCAUGGACGAUGUGUCUGAUUCUCAACGGCUUGGACAAGUGAUUCAGGGUUGCCAAUUUGUAAUUCUGCGGAGCUGCACCGAGUUCGAACCUGAUCAGAUUCAAUUGCUUAAAAAACUUUACCAGAAACCCGUUGUUCCAGUCGGUUUGCUGCCUCCAUCACUGCCAACUAACGAAGAUAAGAGCUAUGAGAGUUGGGAAGAAAUAAAGAAAUGGCUUGACAGAAAAGGAGAGAAGUCUGUUUUCUAUGUUGCACUCGGUAGUGAAGUGAGUCUGAGUCAAGAAUUUAUGCACGAAUUGGCAUUUGGAAUCGACAAAUCUAACUUGCCCUUUAUUUGGGUGGUCAGGAACCGCCCACUAGUUGAAGGGCAGAUGGGUCAGGACAUAAUCCCUCAAGGGUUUGAGGAACGAGUUUCUGAUAGGGGCUUGGUGUUGAAGGAUUGGGCACCUCAACUACGGAUAUUGGCUCACUCCUCUGUUGGGGGUUUCCUAACUCACUGUGGUUGGAGUUCAAUUAUCGAGGCACUCAAGUUUGGUCGGCCUUUGAUCUUGUUUUCCGGGGCAAGCUCGGAUCAGGGGUUGAACGCUAGGUUGUUGCAUGGCAAGAAGGUUGGGUUAGAAAUAGAGAGAAACGAGCUGGACGGAUCAUUUACGAGCGACUUGGUGGCUCAGACGAUUAGGCAGGUGAUGGUGGAGCCAGAAGGCGAGCCAGUAAGAGCAAAUGCAUGGGCAAUGAGAGAUAUUUGCAAUGAAGAGUUAAGUAACAAUUACUUGGAUGAGUUCACCCGGUUCAUUGAAGAUUUUGAUUCCUCAACUGGGGAGGUUUGAGUUAUUGAUGCUUCAUCAAGUAACAUCCCACUUUCUGUGCAAAUCAGCUUUUGGUUAAAUAAAGUCUCGAAUUCCAAACAAUAAAAAAAGAUUAAGAAAGUGUUGUGUGAUAUAUACUCCUCAAAGUUUCAUUCAUGGUAUUAAUAAAAAAGUUCUAUGAAGGUUCAAAUUCUUCAAGUUU